UCUCAUGGUUGGGGGGGGGGGGGGGGGAAAGAUGGCGGAGCUGAUGCUCCUCAGCGAGAUUGCGGACCCGACGCGCUUCUUCACCGACAACUUGCUGAGCCCGGAGGAUUGGGACAGCACCUUGUACACUGGCCUAGAUGAAGUGGCCGAGGAGCAGGCUCAACUUUUCCGCUGUCCUGAGCAAGAUGUACCGUUUGGCAGCAGCUCUUUGGACGUGGGGAUGGAUGUCAGCCCCCCGGAGCCCCCAUGGGACUCCCUACCUAUCUUCCCAGAUCUUCAAGUGAAGUCUGAGCCAUCCUCUCCCUGCUCUUCCUCCUCUCUCAGCUCAGAAUCAUCGCAUCUUUCCACAGAGCCUACCAGCCAGACUCCUGGCCCAGGAGAUGUGCUGGUUGUGAAGACAGAGUCCUUAGAACCCCCCCUCUGCCUCCUGGGAGAUGAUCCAACAUUGCCAUUUGAAACUGUCCAGAUCAAUGUGGGCCCCAGCUCUGAUGAUCCCACAGAUGUCCAGACUAAGGUAGAACCCGUCUCUCCAUGUUCUUCCAUCAACUCCGAGGCUUCCCUGCUCUCAGCAGAGUCCCCCAACCAGGCUUUCAUAGGGGAAGAGGUACUGGAAGUGAAGACAGAGUCCCCAUCCCCUCAAGGGUGUCUCCUGUGGGAUGUCCCAGGUCCCCCCCUUGGAGCUGUCCAGAUCAGCAUGGGCCCGUCCUCUGAUGGCUCCUCAGGCAAAGCCCUGCCCUCCCGGAAGCCAGCACUGCAGCCCAAACCUGUGGUGAUAACCACUGUCCCUCUGCCACCCAGGGCUGUGCCUUCCAGCACCACUGUCCUUUUGCAGCCUCUUGUCCAGCCGCCCCCAGUGUCUCCAGUUGUCCUCAUCCAAGGUGCUAUCCAGGUCCAGCCUGAGGGGCCAAACCCCGCUGCUCCUCGGCCUGAGAGGAAGAGCAUUGUUCCAGCUCCUAUGCCUGGGAACGCCUGCCCCCCUGAAGUGGAUGCAAAGCUGCUGAAGCGGCAGCAGCGAAUGAUCAAGAACCGGGAGUCAGCCUGCCAGUCGCGGAGGAAGAAGAAGGAGUAUCUUCAGGGGCUGGAGGCGCGGCUGCAGGCGGUGCUGGCUGACAACCAGCAGCUGCGCCGGGAGAACGCUGCCCUCCGGCGGCGGCUGGAGGUGCUCCUGUCUGAGAACAGCGAGCUCAAGCUAGGGUCCGGAAACAGGAAGGUGGUCUGCAUCAUGGUCUUCCUUCUGUUCAUUGCCUUCAACUUUGGGCCUGUCAGCAUCAGCGAGCCGCCUCUGGCUCCUACCUCGUCUCGCGCCAGCGGGGAGGAGCCGAGGCCGAGGCGACACCUGCUUGAGUUCUCUGCGCAAGAGCCGGUUCACGGAGUUGAGGCCUUGCAGGGCUCUUCCCAGGUCCCCCAGGAGCCCCAGCUCAGUCCCACGGGCCGGCCAAGUUUCAGGAACCUGACGGCCUUCCCCGGGGGCUCCAAGGAGCUGCUGCUAAGGGACCUGGACCAGCUCUUCCUCGCCUCUGACUGCCGGCACUUCAACCGAACCGAAUCCCUGAGGCUUGCUGAUGAGCUGAGUGGCUGGGUCCAGCGCCACCAGAGAGGCCGGCGGAAGAUACCCCAGAGGGCCCAGGAGCGACAGAAGUCUCAGCUGCGGAAGAAGCCACCUCCAGUUAAGGCAGUCCCCACCCAGCCCCCGGGUCCCCCAGGAAGGGAUUCUUUGGGUCAGCUGCAGCUGUAUCGCCACCCAGACCGUUCACAGCCAGAAUUUCUGGAUGCAAUUGACAGACGGGAAGACACGUUUUAUGUCGUCUCUUUCCGAAGGGACCACUUGCUGCUCCCAGCCAUCAGCCACAACAAGACCUCACGGCCUAAGAUGUCCCUGGUGAUGCCCGCCAUGGCCCCCAAUGAAACCCUGUCAGGCCGGGGUCCCCCAGGGGACUAUGAGGAGAUGAUGCAGAUCGAGUGCGAGGUCAUGGACACCAGAGUGAUUCACAUCAAGACCUCCACAGUGCCCCCCUCACUCCGAAAACAGCCGUCCUCGACCCCCGGCAAUGCCACUGGUGGCCCCUUGCCAGCUUCUGCAGCCAGCCAGGUCCCGCGGGCGGCUCGCCAGCCCCUCUACCUCAAUCACCCCUGACCUCUAGACUCACACUGACUCAGCUGGGGGGUGGGAGGGGGGGCAGGUGGGGCUCUUUCUGAUUUCCCUGAUUCCUAAGCUUGGGGCACUUAGUAAAGGAAAGAGGGUGUGGGGCUAAGCACUUACUUGGUGGUGAGGGGGGUUCACCCUCAUUUCACCCUCUUUUGGAACAUAAGGCUCCUCUCAUUUCUGUGAACCUCCAGUCCCUGUUUCUUCCUUUGAGGCUAUUGUGGUUAAAUUUUAGGGUACACACUCUAAUCUUUUGUUUUUCUGUUUGGGGGGUGGAGGUGGGUGGGAAUUCAGUCCCCGGGUGGGACAGGGAGAUUUUUACAUUGUGGAGCUAGCUGCAAGGAGCCAGGAGUCGCAGAGAGAAACCAGGUUUCUGUGUGUGUACACCUUCUUUUUUAUUAUUAAAUAAACAACUUGGAGGGAGU
This is a messenger RNA of Condylura cristata (star-nosed mole), 2568 nucleotides long. It is a transcript of the gene ATF6B, whose product is annotated as activating transcription factor 6 beta. The transcript has 18 exons. Gene Ontology annotation, cellular component: nucleus. Gene Ontology annotation, biological process: regulation of transcription by RNA polymerase II; endoplasmic reticulum unfolded protein response. The coding region runs from base 5 to 2134 and encodes 709 amino acids. The record is from RefSeq and is a predicted model, not a curated record. Gene Ontology annotation, molecular function: RNA polymerase II cis-regulatory region sequence-specific DNA binding; DNA-binding transcription factor activity, RNA polymerase II-specific. NCBI's taxonomy places the organism in Eukaryota, Metazoa, Chordata, Mammalia, Eulipotyphla, Talpidae.